CAACAGUGUGAGGCUUACAGCUGACAGUUUUGUUCUGACGUGAACAGAGGGAAGGUGGGAGACGCUACACAUUCACUGGGAACACAGAAGAUGGGUAUGAAUCAGAACAGCUUUAAAAUUCCUCCAUUGAGCUACUGAGUGUGAAAUCAGCCCCCAGAUAACCAUGGUGGCAAGAGAACAGGUUCUAAUUACUCUUUCUGGAGGAACUCCUUGGGGUUUUAGGCUACAAGGGGGUUCGGAACAAGGCAGACCACUCCAGGUGGCAAAGGUUCGUAAGAGGAGUAAAGCCUGUCGAGCUGGACUACUUGAAAAUGAUAUGCUGGUGUCCAUCAAUGGAAAAACCUGCACUGGCCUGUCACAUGCAGGUGCAAUGCAUCUCAUUGAUUCUUCCUCUAAUGUGUUGCAUAUAUUGGUCACCAGGUCAUCCACUGGACAGGAUACAGAUGCAACAAAGUUCAUGGGAGGGGUCAAGCAACUACAGUCCCCACCACCAAGUAACGACAUUACACCUGUGAUCUCCAGAACAGAACUAAGAGUCCUCUCUCCACCACCCUCUGUCACCAUGAGGAGCAAGAAGCAACCCCAAGCAGUCAUUUCUCAGAGCAUGAUGAAUGACAAGAUCCAUGUAAUUCGACAGAGCCCUGAGCCACUGCCUCCCUGUCAUCUAGACAGCCUGACUUCCCCACCAGACAGUGAAGCCUACUAUGCUGAAACAGACAGCGAUGCAGAUACCAUGGCGCUGGUAAACAUGACACAAGACAAGCCACAGCAACGAAGGCCAAAGAGGAGAAGUCCCCGCUCAUCACCUCGUCUUAUUCAUCGGGAGUCACUUGAAGAGGUAUCUGAGCUGAGCAGCUAUGACAGUGCUGCUGAGCCAGAAGAACCAUCUGCUUACACAGUCGGCCAGCAACACGGUCGCACCAUCUUCUCUCCAACUUCACACAGUAAUGGGGAGAGUAGUAUGGUGUCCAAGAAGGAGAUCUCAUAUGAAGAGGUACUGCCCAGCGAGUCUCCCAUUCCUGAAAGUCCUGUCAGUGGCACCAAGAGCCCACUGCUACAGAUGGCAGCUGAGGGAAAGCUUAUCCCAAUGGUUGGACCCGUUGAUUUUCCUGUUGAUGAAACAUUGACAACCACCUACAAAGACAAAGCAAAACAGGCCAAACUGCAUCGGAGCGAAAGUGUGCAAGAGAAGCAAGUCAAAGAAGCCAGAACAAAAUGUAGAACAAUUGCAUCCCUUCUCACAGAUGCACCAAAUCCCCAUUCCAAAGGUGUGCUAAUGUUUAAGAAACGUAGACAAAGGGCUAAAAAAUAUACCUUAGUCAGUUUUGGAAGUGUUGAUAAGGACCGUUAUAAUGAGGAAGAGGAUGGAAGCUUUCCCACAACAAGUGAGUCAGAGUUUGAUGAAGAAGGAUUUUAUGAAGCUAGAAGUCUAACUGACCAGUCCUUUUCAGACUGGGAUAGUACUUAUCAGGGCGUUGAGAAACAACAGACAGAGCUAGAGUCUCAGCAGGGAUUAAGCGAAGCUGCAGGAAAAGGAGCAAUUCUUUUUCAACAGCAGAGACAGAAGACUGUGCAGAGCACUGCACAGCAUGUACCAAUGCAGAUGGCAGGCAGUAUGUCAGAAGUAAAGGAACAGUUUCAUGAAGAAAAUACUCCAGAAAAAUGCAAGGUGACCGGAGAUAACUAUCCACGGAAAACUUCCCCUUCAUCUGCUAUUAAUGUCCCCACUGAGUCUGUAAGAUCACUUCCUGUUACAAGAUCUGAGUCAGUUCCCACCCAGUGUUUCUCCUCUGAGACUCAAAUAGAAAGUGUAGCUCCACAAGCAGGAACCUUCAACAGAACUGCAAGGCCAUUUACUACAAGAUCUUUGGAAAAACGAGCUACAACUGCUCCAGUUGUUUUCAGACCUUCAUUUCCAAAAGCACGUACUGAGAUGCAGGUUUCACAGAACCAAGCUGCUGCUCCCUUCUCUCCAGACUUCUAUGAGUCUUCUAAGUCUGCAUUGAGCUCAGAGCAACAACAGCCAAGACAACACAGUUCUCCAGCAGCUGCUUCAUUGUAUGUUUCCCCAUCCCAAAGACAAAUGGUAGCCUCCUCUUCUCAGUCAAGAAAAGGAGAAAAAACUUCAGAGCUUAAGCCCACAUCAGAAAUACCAGGUUCUACAGCUGUAACUUCAAGCACUUCUCUUUAUAUAUCACUGCCAUCCAAGUCAGGAAUACAGUCUCCUUCUUUGCAGACUACAUCUGGGAAACCUGCAGAUCAUAGAUUAGCGAUGUCUUCAGCCCAGCCUCAUUCUCACUAUGUGACUUCCCCACCCAAUGAAAAGAGUAUGUCAGGUAGCUCUCCCAAGGUCAGUCAGCCAACCACAAACAGUUUAGUUUCACCAGCCAUUACCAUCACUUCUUUGUCACAUGCUCGUUCUCCUUCUGAACCUUUGAUUUCUAGAGAACAGCGAAUUGCAGUCCCAGCUUCCCGGACUGGUAUACUACAAGACGCACGGAGGAGAGGUGGCAAAAAACAGAUGUUCACUCCUUUAGAGCCGAAGCCAAAGGAGUCUCCCAACCCUGAAUUGUUGUCCAUGGUACAGAAUCUUGAUGAGAAACCUAAGCAAGAUCAUGUAGGAGCAGGGUUUGAAUCGGGUCCUGAGGAAGACUUCUUGAGUUUGGGAGCAGAAGCUUGUAAUUUUAUGCAGUUUCAAGCAAGGAAAUCAAAGACUCCUCCUCCUGUGGCUCCAAAACCACAGUUAAGGAGUGCAUUUGUCAAUGUUGUGAAUGGAAGCCCUAGAACUGACUCACCACAGAGUGGAGGAAAAGGAGCAGAACUUUUUGCUAAGCGACAGAGCCGCAUGGAUAAAUUUGUGGUGGAAGGGAACUCAUUUCAAACCAGUAUGCCCAGAUCACCAUCACCCACACCAUCACUUCCUGCCUCAUGGAAGUAUUCCUCCAAUAUACGGGCACCUCCUCCUAUAGCUUACAAUCCUUUGCAUUCACCCUAUCAUCCACAGGUGGCUGUCCGCUCUACACCUACUAAAGUUGAUAGCAAAUACAAGAAAAGUACAAAGACUGGGAUCCAGGCCAUUGAUUUCAUGCGGCACCAGCCAUAUCAAUUAAAUCCUGCCAUGUUUUGCUUCGAUGGUUCAUCCACUCCAUCUACACAAACAUCACAGAAACAGGGAAACAUGCCUACUUCUUCUUCUAAGCAAACAGGGCAGUUCUUCUCUCCUGCCAAACAAGUUCCACUGAAAACAGCAAGUGUACAUGAAGUAAAACGUUUUUCAACACCAAUGCCACUGUCAGGAUCAUCCAGCCUGACACCAGCAGUGAUCACUCCAAGGUCAGCCACGACAUUGGCUGAACCAGUGUGGAGAACUGAAAUUGCUUCUCCACCACCUGUACUAACUCGGUCGAUAAGUGCACCAAAAGUCCAAGUUCAAGACAUUAGGCAGUGUAAAAGUGCACCAGACCUGAGCCGUGUAGAUGCUCAUGAUUGCUCAGGCCUUCACUGUGCACCUAAUGUUGCUACAGUGCAUGCCCCAAGGCAAACAAUGACAUCCACACUGAUGUUCAAGCCCAGGUUCUCGGUCUCUAGACUUGGAACGCAGGCUAAUGUGUGGCGACCUGCCACAGUCCACCAGUGAAAUAUCUGCACUGUAUCAGUUACAGAUCAAGUGAAGUGCAUUAGUAUAUUACUAACUUGAUAGUUCUUUGCUGUAGUUAGUUAAUUAAUUUAGCUUUGUAUGUUAAAGUCUGACAGUCAUUAAAAUCCUGUCUGAAGCAAAUAUUUCAGUACAACUUCAGAUAACACAAACAAAAACUCUUGAAUGGUAGAUGGAUAGCAACAACAGAGACACUAUGACAACAUCACAGCAAACUGAGGCAUUAAGCUGUAUUAUUAAAAUUCACAAAUGUGGCAUCAGCUUUACUAGAUGUGGACAAAUGACUGGCCAGCAAUGUAAAAAAAUUUACCAAGCCUCGUUAUAUGAAGAAAUCCAAAGACCACUAUUGCUGUGCCAACUGAAGUAAUGCACUUCUCUUUCAUACAGUUUCUACUACCACAGGAGAAUAAAAGACUGGAGAAAAAAUUUAGAUUCACAGAAAAAAAUUAACAGAAAAAAAAUCUUUCUUCCACUUAGACACAUUUUUAUCAAGCAGUACUAUUUGUUAAAAUUGGCAUACCAGAAAUGUCUUGUCAGAAUUCAACACCACAACUUUUUCUCUCCCUAUCAAAAUCUUUCUGUAGUAGAAUGUGAUUGUAGCUGUGCUUAUCUGAGUUUUAUUGUUUCUUGUAAAGAGUUUGUUUUUUCUGUACUGUUCCAAUCCAUUAUGAAUUUUUUAACCUUAGUUUAAUUCAGCAUUUUUUUUUGUUUUGCUGUUUUUUGAGUUAGCCGUAUACAGUUUAGUAGAUUUAAAGAAAAAGAAAUAGAUUUUACACUGACACAGGCAUUUAAACCCUUUAUAGCAGAGCAGCAGACACAUGGGAAAGAUAAAUAAGAUAUGUGUAUUUAUGUGUCAUUUAACUGAGACAGGAUUGCAUUAAAACCUGCCAAUAGUUUGCAAAAAAAAAAAAAUGCUCAAUAUCUUCUGGUACCAAUGCACAUUUCAUAUUUAACCAUGCAUUCAUUCUGUCAGCUAUAAACGUAGCACAUUUAACCUA
This is a messenger RNA of Protopterus annectens (West African lungfish), 4653 nucleotides long. It is a transcript of the gene SYNPO2L, whose product is annotated as synaptopodin 2 like. Gene Ontology annotation, molecular function: actin binding. The transcript is spliced from 4 exons. Lineage: Eukaryota; Metazoa; Chordata; Ceratodontiformes; Protopteridae. The record is from RefSeq and is a predicted model, not a curated record. Gene Ontology annotation, biological process: positive regulation of actin filament bundle assembly. The coding region runs from base 164 to 3637 and encodes 1157 amino acids. Gene Ontology annotation, cellular component: nucleus; actin cytoskeleton; Z disc.